Messenger RNA from Rhizopus microsporus ATCC 52813, 1416 nucleotides. RefSeq names its product citrate synthase. The transcript is spliced from 4 exons. NCBI's taxonomy places the organism in Eukaryota, Fungi, Mucoromycota, Mucoromycetes, Mucorales, Rhizopodaceae. Gene Ontology annotation, biological process: tricarboxylic acid cycle; carbohydrate metabolic process; citrate metabolic process. Gene Ontology annotation, cellular component: mitochondrial matrix. The record is from RefSeq and is a predicted model, not a curated record. The coding region runs from base 1 to 1416 and encodes 471 amino acids.
AUGUCUGCUAUUCGUGCAUUCACCUCCGUCAAGGCUGCUGCUCGUCAAACUUCCUUCCGCUUCACUCCUGCUGUUGCCAUCGGUGCUACUCGUGCUUACUCUUCCAAGGUUAAGUCCUUGAAGGAACGUCUUGCUGAACUUAUCCCCGAAAAGCAAGCCGAAGUCAAGGCUUUCAAGAAAGAAUAUGGUUCCAAGGUUCUUGGUGAAGUCACUGUUGACCAAGUUUACGGUGGUAUGCGUGGUAUCAAGGGCCUUGUCUGGGAAGGUUCUGUUCUUGAUGCCGAAGAAGGUAUCCGUUUCCGUGGUUUGACCAUCCCUGACUGCCAAAAGGCUCUUCCUGCUGCCAAGGAAGGUGGUGAGCCUCUUCCUGAAUCUCUCUUCUGGUUGCUUGUCACCGGUGAAAUCCCCACCGAAGAACAAGUCAAGGCUCUCUCUGCCGAAUGGGCUGCUCGUUCUUCUCUUCCCGCCUUUGUUGAAGAAAUCAUUGACCGCUGUCCCAAGACCCUUCACCCCAUGUCUCAGUUCUCUCUUGCCAUCAACGCUCUUCAACACGAAUCCCAAUUCGCCAAGGCUUACAGCGCUGGUAUUCACAAGUCUCAAUACUGGGAUCCUACCUUUGAGGAUACCAUGGAUUUGAUUGCCAAGCUCCCCAACGUUGCUGGUCGUAUCUACCGCAACAUCUACAAGGAUGGCAAGCUUCCUUCCAUUGAAGCCGAUAAGGAUUACUCUUACAACUUUGCCAAGCUCUUGGGUUACGAAACCAACGAAGACUUUGUUGAAUUGAUGCGUCUUUACCUCACCAUCCACUCUGAUCACGAAGGUGGUAACGUCUCUGCUCACACUACCCACUUGGUCGGUUCUGCUUUGUCUGACCCCUAUCUCUCUUUCGCCGCCGGUUUGAAUGGUUUGGCUGGUCCUCUUCACGGUUUGGCUAACCAAGAAGUCCUCCGUUGGACCUUGAAGAUGAAGGAUGCUAUCGGUUUGGAUGCCAGCGAAGAACAAAUCAAGAAGUACUUGUGGGAUACCCUUAACAGCGGUCAAGUCGUUCCUGGUUACGGCCACGCUGUCUUGCGUAAGACUGAUCCUCGUUACACCGCUCAACGUGAAUUUGCCCUCAAGCACUUGCCCGAUGACCCUCUCUUCGGUUUAGUCUCCAAGUUGUACCACAUCAUUCCUGGUGUUCUUACUGAACACGGUAAGACCAAGAACCCUUGGCCCAACGUUGAUGCCCACUCUGGUGUUCUCCUUCAAUACUACGGUCUCACCGAACAAGAUUACUACACCGUUCUCUUUGGUGUCUCUCGUGCUCUCGGUGUCACUGCUCAAUUGAUCUGGGACCGUGCUCUCGGUAUGCCUCUUGAGCGUCCCAAGUCUUACAGCACUGCUCACCUCAAGAAGAUGUUCGGUGCCAACUAA